GGGGAAUCGCUCUUAAUCUUGCGUUUACUUAAGUCUCUGCAGGCGCACGAUCAGUAUAAAUUAAGAGACGACAGACGUUGCCUCUGAAUACAAAAUCGAUCUCACGCGUAGUUAGCAUACAUAUCUGCACCCACAAAGCUAGGCAAGCUAGCCGAUCGGCGCAAAGAUGAGCUCGAGCUUAUUAGUGGCAGCUUGCGCCGUCUCUUUUGUGCUGCUGUGCUCGGCUGCUACGUCCCCAGCAUCGGCUGCAGUCUACGGAGUUGGCGGAGGGCUCUUGUCUAUCCCUUCUAAUGAUUCCCUGGCUCAUUGCCCCUCUCGUUGCGGAGAUGUUGGCAUCGACUACCCCUUCGGGAUAGCGCCGGGCUGUUUCCGGGAAGGCUUCGAGCUCAUCUGCCGCAACACCGCCAAAACUCCUAAGCUCUUUCUGGGUGAUGGUACUACUGAGAUCACAGACUUGGGUUAUAGGUAUGUUUUGGCCCAGAUAUACUUCAACAUUACGGUGAGACCAGGUACGGAUACCUACAACAUAUCCUGGGUGGCCCCAACAGAGGGUAUUACUAUUGAUCAUUACAACACAUUUUACGUUAUCGGUUGUAAUUUCGAUGCUACCUUGUUCGAGUAUGGCACGGAGGACCUCAUAGGUUCUUGCAUGAGUAGAUGUGAUGGUGAAAAGGCACCAAUAGGAGGGCCUUGUAAUGGGAUGGGAUGCUGUUUCAUCGAGUUACCAAGGGUCUUGCGGGGCUUUCAGUCAACCAUAAUUCUUCGGUCGGAUGGCAUUCCUGUAGCACAAACAGAUCCAGUGCACCCUGGAAUCAUGGCUUUCAUGUCAUCGGACUAUUAUAUAUCAAACACAAGUGACCUUUUCUUAGGUUGGACAAACACAAGUAAUGUUGAAGGCACAGUACUUUCUUUUGCUACCAUAGAUCAACCAAGCUGUGAACGCGCGCGCAUGAACAACACAAGUUAUGCGUGUAGCCCUGGCAGCAAUUGCCGGAAUGUGUCAUCUGGAGGUUAUCAUUGUUACUGCUCUGGUUAUGAACAGGGGAAUCCUUACCUUCUAGAUGGAUGCACGGAUUACAACCCCAAAUAUAAAGAACACUGUUCAACAUCCUGUGGAGACAUGAAGAUUCCUUUCCCUUUUGGAGUCGAAGAAGGUUGUUUUGCUAACGAAAGGUUUAGACUUAAUUGUACAGAAGGUAACCUAACUGUUUGCGAAUUAGGAGAAGCACAAUAUCAUGUGACUGCUGUGUCUUUGGAUGAUGGGACUCUAACUGUCGGAAACAUGAUGAAUGACACAAACUACGAGAAAGAGGCGAUAAUUGUUCAGACCACAGAUACUGGCCGUGAUUAUUCAUUCUCAGGCCCUGUGGAAGAUAGAUUUGAUCUCUCUAUGGAAUACGCCAUUGUUAUAAGAUGGGCAGUUACCAACUUAACUUGUGAAGUAGCUGUGCAGAAGAACACUACAUACGCAUGCCGCAGUAGCCACAGCUACUGCCUGAACGUCACCCACAGGAAAGAGUUCAUGGGAUAUCGUUGCAAGUGUUCUCCCGGUUUUGAAGGAAACCCAUACAUCGAGGAUGGCUGCACAGACAUCAAUGAAUGCUUACUGCCAAACUAUUGCAAUGGCACGUGUCAAAAUUUACUUGGAAAUUAUACAUGCACAAGCUGCCCGCAUAGAAAAGAGUUUGAUCCAAUCAAAAAGAAGUGUGUUACAUCAGCAAAGCAACGCAAUCUUCUUUUAGGUAUUGCAAUUGGAAUUGGUUGUGGUCUUGGCUCCAUAGUUAUCGUGUUGGGGGCAAUGAUACUUGCCAAUAAGUGGAGGAAAGGCAUCCAAAAGAGAAUACGGAGAGCAUAUUUCAAGAAAAAUCAAGGCCUACUCUUGGAGCAACUAAUCUCAAAUGAAAGCGCCACAAACAAAACGAAGAUAUUUUCCUUGGAAGAACUAGAGGAGGCAACCAACAACUUUGAUGGAACUCGUGUUCUUGGACGUGGAGGACAUGGCACAGUUUACAAAGGCAUUCUAUCUGACCAGCGUGUGGUGGCCAUUAAAAAAUCAAAAAUCGUUGAGCAAACUGAGAUAGAUCAAUUUAUCAACGAGGUUGUUAUCUUAUCUCAAAUUAUCCACCGCAAUGUGGUAAAGAUUUUUGGUUGUUGUCUUGAAUCUGAGGUGCCACUGCUGGUUUAUGAAUUCAUAUCGAAUGGCACACUGCAUGACCACCUUCAUACCGAUCUUAGUGUUAGAUGCUCGCUGUCAUGGGAUGAUCGCAUUAGGAUUGCUGUAGAAGCAGCAGGGGCACUUUCCUAUCUGCAUUCAGCUGCUGCAAUACCAAUUUUUCAUAGAGACGUGAAAUCUUCCAAUAUUCUCUUAGAUGGCAGCUUUACUACAAAGGUCUCUGAUUUUGGUGCUUCAAGAUCUGUUUCACUUGAUGAAACUCAUGUGGUGACUAUUGUCCAAGGCACAUUCGGUUAUCUAGACCCAGAGUAUUAUCAUACUGGACAACUAACUGAAAAAAGUGAUGUAUAUAGUUUUGGAGUGAUACUUGUGGAACUUCUAAUAAGAAAGAAACCAAUUUUCAUUAAUGAGGCAGGUGCAAAACAAAGCUUGUCUCAUUACUUCGUUGAAGGACUUCAAGAGGGCUCUCUAAUGGAAAUAAUAGAUCCUCAGGUUGUUGAAGAGGCAAACAAGGAAGAGAUCGAUGGAAUUGCCUCGCUUACAAUGGCAUGCUUGAAAGUUAAAGGAGUAGAUAGACCUACUAUGAAAGAAGUAGAGAUGAGGCUGCAGUUCCUGAAAACUAAGAGGCUAAGAAAAUUCCAACUGCUCCCAGGAAAUGAUGGAGAAAUCGAGCACCUUUUAAGCCCAAAUACUAGUAACUCUUAUGCACAGAAUAUUUAUACAAAUGCUGGUGAUUUAACAUCUGAAGGAAUCCCAGGUUCUGGUUGCUACAGUCUGGAGCAAGAAUUAUCAUCUUCAAUUAGUUUGCCACGCUAAUUAGGUAUACCACGGUGAAGUGAUAUCUGAUAUGCUUUGUAGUUCCGUUCUGAACAGGGUAUGCUGUAUUGUUUUAUUUCCUGUGUGUAAUUUUAGGUUACAGUACGUAUGGAUAGCCCACGCCUGUUGUAUAUUACUAUCAUUAUUUGUGAGGAAUAUAUGGUUGUAAGGGAUUAAUUAAGGCCAGGUGGCAAAGACAAAAAUUUGUAUAAUCAUGAACAGAUCCAUUCAGUAAUAAUUUCAUAACUCCAUUUCCAGUUGCUUACGCAGUA
Oryza sativa Japonica Group (Japanese rice) is the source of this 3261-nucleotide messenger RNA. RefSeq names its product wall-associated receptor kinase 5. Lineage: Eukaryota; Viridiplantae; Streptophyta; Magnoliopsida; Poales; Poaceae. Gene Ontology annotation, biological process: cell surface receptor signaling pathway; protein phosphorylation. Gene Ontology annotation, cellular component: plasma membrane. The record is from RefSeq and is a predicted model, not a curated record. Gene Ontology annotation, molecular function: calcium ion binding; ATP binding; protein serine/threonine kinase activity.